GGGGAAAAAGAGGGCAAGGAGGGGUUGGUCGUUCCUUUUCCGUCUUGAUGACCAUUUGCCGUCGCGGCCAUUGUGGCGACUCAAUCACUCGAAGCAGAUUGCGUGGCCGGACGUCCCCCCCCGCCGCUGGCACAAACAAACAAACAGGGACAUGAAAACGCACGCAAGAUUGGAUAUGCUGCUGCCAGGAUGGCGACAGAUUGGACCGCUGGCGUGAGGGGUUGGACGUUUACAACCUCCUGUUGUUUGUUUCUUCGAAACCCGUGUUUUUGUUGAAACCAUGUUCUACUGAUGAUUACUGAAAGAAGAGAGGCUCCUCUUCCUUCUGGAGGGUUUAAAGCAAGCAUGGGAGUUGCAGAGGACGCUAAAGUGAGGAGUGUGUUGGCAGCACUGACGCUUUUGGCCCUUCUGAGCCACACCAACGGCAUUGCCGAGGGCCCGGAAGCCCCCCGCCUGGACCCGGGCCCGAGGGCCGCCGGGCAGCACCGGCGCCUGAAGAGAGGCUGGAUCUGGAAGCAGCUGUUUGUCCCAGAGGAAGACCCGACUCUUCGCGUCAUCGGCCAGCUCAAAUCCGACUCUGACCACGGGGAGUAUGGCAUCCAGUACAUCCUGUCGGGGGAAGGCGCCGGCGACGCGUUCGAGAUCGACGAGUACUCUGGCGAGAUCCGGACGCUGAAGAAGCUAGACCGCGAGGAGAAGGCCUUCUACGUGCUCCAAGCGCAAGCCAUCAACAGGCGCUCGCAGGAGCCGGAGGAGCCCCAGUCGGAGUUCAUCAUCAAGGUGCAGGACAUCAACGACAACGCGCCGCAGUUCCCUGAUGAGCCGUACGUGGCCAGCGUCCCCGAGAUGUGCCCGACUGGCACCACCGUGGUCCAGGUGACGGCCACAGAUGCCGAUGAUCCCAUGUUUGGCAACAACGCCAAGCUCAUCUACUCCAUCCUGCAGGGCGAGCCCUACUUCUCUGUGGAACCAAAGACAGGGAUCAUCGUGACCUCCUGGCCCGACAUGGACCGCGAGGCCAAAGAGGAGUACCUGGUAGUAGUGCAGGUGAAGGACAUGCUGGGCCUGAGCGGCGGCUACUCAGCCUCCACCACCGUCACCGUCAGCCUGAGUGACAUCAACGACAACGGACCCAUCUUCCAGCACCAUUUAUACACCUUCGCCAUUCCCGAAGACGCGGUGGCAGGCACCACCGUGGGCACGGUCAAGGCAGAGGACGCCGACACGGGCAUCAACGCCAGGAUGACCUACAGCCUGCAGGUCGACCUGCAAGAGAACGCCACGUUCACCAUCCGGACCGACCCGCUGACCCAAGAGGGAGUCGUCCUGCUGGCCAAGCCGUUGGACUACGAGACCAAGCGACGCUAUGUGGUUGUGGCGGAGGCCAUCAACGAGGAAACGGACCUCCGCUUCCUGCCCCUGGACGAGUUCUCUGACCGGACCACGUUGAAGAUCAUGGUGCACGACGUGGACGAGCCCCCCGUCUUCCUCUCACCGUUCUACGAGUGGAAGGUGGCGGAAAAUGCGGCGGCAGGGAUUGCCGUCGGAGUGGUCAGCGCCCGGGACACCGACGCCGCCAACGACGCCGUCAGAUAUUCUUUUGACAAACGCAGCGACGCUGCGAAGGCUUUCGCGAUCGACCCACUCAACGGAACCAUUAGCAUCGCCAAGGCCCUGGACCGAGAGACGUCCGCCUGGCACAACGUGACCGUCUUCGCCAGAGAAACCACGCAGAAGCGUUUAUCUUCCUCGGUGGUGGCGUCCAUCAAGGUGCUGGACAUAAACGACAACGCGCCGCAGCUGGCCGGCCGUUACCAGCCGUAUAUCUGCGAGGGGGCGCAGGCGGGAGAGCUCAUUCAGCUGCUCAGUGCCACCGAUCUGGACGAGCCUUCGCAGGGUCAUCACUUCUAUUUCUCCAUGGUCCCCGACAAGCACAUCAAUCCCAACUUCACCAUUAGGGAUAACCAAGACAACACGGCGGGCAUCGUGGCACGCAGGAGCACUUUCACCCGUAAGGACCGGAGGCGCUACCUGCUCCCCGUGGUGGUGACGGACAGCGGCUCGCCCGCGUUGUCCAGUACGGCCACUCUGACCAUCAGCGUGUGCAGCUGCCAGCCCGCCGGGCACUGUCCCUCCGGAGGGGUGGAGGCCCUGGCCCUGUCCAUGGGGGUCAGCCUGCAGACCUUCGUCACGCUUCUGGUGUGCCUGGUCUUGGCCGCAGCCUUGUCGGUACUCGCGCUGCUGCUGUGGCGACACAAGCGCAAGCAAAAGGGGGCGCACGAGAAGGCGAGCGAGCCGGAGCUGCCCGACGCCGUGUCGCAGAAAGUGCCGCAUUACGCCGAGGCGGGCCCGACCCGAGACCCGGUCGCGACGGUCCCGCUGCGCCCUCACUCCGGGAGGCGCGAGAGGAGGCUGGCGCGGGAGGAGGUGCGGGCCAGCAUCCGCAUGUCCCUGCGAGAGUCUCGCCCGGUGGGGCCCGAGGACGACGUCUUCAGGCAGUUCAUCCUGGACCGGCUGGAGGAGGCGGACGGGGACCCCUACGCGCCGCCCUUCGACCGCCUGACGACGUACGCGUACGAGGGCUCGGGAUCCUCGGCCGGCUCGCUCAGCUCGCUGGAGUCGUGCGGUCGCGAGAAGCCGGCCGCCGUUCCCAAAUCUCACUGGGCCAGGCUGUCGCCGUGGCACGGCACCGGGGACGGCGACACUGUCUUCUGAUGGGCGAAAUACCAGGUGUGACGACAAAGAAAUGAGACUGAGGCAGCCAGGCUUCUUCACUGCCAACAUUUCAGCACUAGUUUGCUCUAAAAUGGUUGACUUCGCUCACUCUGUGCUUCUUUUCCCAGUUUUUCAGGCUUUUGCUUGGCACACUGCGGUCACACUUUGUCACAGUCUCACUCUGUGCGUCUUUUUCAGGCUUUUGUUUUUGUUCACAUCUCGCUUUGUGCUUCUUUUUCAGACUUUGGUAUUCGUCAUGCUUUUUCCUCUGCUCCUUUUUAGAGAGUUUCGUGGCGCACCCCACCGUCACGCACUCACUCUGAUUCUUUUUCAGGCUUUUGUGCAGCGCAUUGCACGCGUGUUACUCUGUGCAGCUUUUUCGGGCCUUUGUGUUUGUCACAUUCUUGCUCUUUGUCAUGCUCUUGCUCUGUGCUUCUUUUUAGGCUUUUGUUUAGCACACUGCGGUGAUACUCUGUCACGGUCUCACUGGGUCCUUCUUUUUCAGGAUUUUGUGGAGCACAUUGCUGUCACAUUCUCACGCUAUACUUCAUUUUCAGACUUUUGUCUUGCACACUUUGCCACGGUCUUGCUCAGUGCUUCUUUUUUAGGCUUUUGCGUUGUACUCGACUGUCCCACGUUUUCCUGGGGUCACUCUGUGCUUCUUUUUCAGGCUUUUCUCCAAAGCACUGCUAUGAAUUUUUUCAACGCUCUCGUUCUGUUCGCCUUUGUCUGACAUUUUUGUAGCACGCUGCCAUCAAGCUUCAUGAUGUUGACGCUCUGUGCUUCUUUUUCAGGCUUUAACUAAGAUGCCGUUUUCAUGCUUUUGUAAGCGACUCAUUGCUUUUUCCGCUGUCACGCUUGGAGAAGUUUAAUACACUCAUCUUUGUGUGCUACGCAAAAGCCUGAAAAGGAAGCACAAAGCGAGACGAGUGAACAACCCUGCUACCUCGAGCAUCUUAGAGCGAAGCUCGCUUUCCCAAUCUUUUCCACUAUCCCUCCUUUGUUUCACACUUUAAGUAGAACUUAAACAAAGCUUUACCCAAAAAAGUAUUUCAAUUAAUUUAUGUAAAAAUUUAACCCAAAGAACAUUUUUUCAUAUACUAUUGAGCACACAAAAACGUGCCAUCAUUGUGCUUUCGGUUUAUGCUUUAAUAAGUUGCAUAUUACCUUUUUGCGACUGCAUUGUUCUUCCCGUGUAACGGACCUUCAUAAAAUAUUACUGACCUGUAAAUUUUCAUUACAUGAUGCAAUUUGCAAUAGAAUAUUAUAUACGGCAGGUGUGAAUGCUGGUUGCAAUUCGCUUUUGAGUGAGUUUGUGCAGCAAUGUAUUUUUCAAAAUAAAUAUCAUAUCUCCUGAAUGGCUUAAGCAUGCGCCUGUGAUAAAUAUGCGUCGGGCAGCAUUAUAUUAAGCCUGCCAGUGAGGCAGCAUUGGGAUGAGCGGUGACAGCCAAUCAGCAGCGCGUUUUACAGGAGCAAAAGUUCCUCAUUUGAAAUGUAUAAAAACAAAAAAAGUGUGCAUAAUGAUGAGCGUUUGCAGCGUGGGUGUCAGCCCGCGGGGUAAUUGCACGGCGAUAGCGUCCCCGCCCCCUUCUCGCUCGCUAAUUGGGCUGAAGGUCGGGCGCCGUCGAGUUCUGCCCGACGAAGUGAAAUGCGAAGAAAGAUGUCGAUCUUGUUCCCU
Phycodurus eques (leafy seadragon) is the source of this 4393-nucleotide messenger RNA. It is a transcript of the gene cdh19, whose product is annotated as cadherin 19, type 2. The transcript has 14 exons. The record is from RefSeq and is a predicted model, not a curated record. Gene Ontology annotation, molecular function: cadherin binding; calcium ion binding. The coding region runs from base 292 to 2715 and encodes 807 amino acids. Gene Ontology annotation, biological process: multicellular organism development; homophilic cell-cell adhesion; cell-cell junction assembly. Gene Ontology annotation, cellular component: adherens junction; catenin complex; plasma membrane. NCBI's taxonomy places the organism in Eukaryota, Metazoa, Chordata, Actinopteri, Syngnathiformes, Syngnathidae.